This is a messenger RNA of Strongylus vulgaris, 635 nucleotides long. The record is from the annotation of a GenBank genome assembly. NCBI's taxonomy places the organism in Eukaryota, Metazoa, Nematoda, Chromadorea, Rhabditida, Strongylidae.
AUGCGAACUGGGGGUGGUCACGGUGGAUAUGGUCGUGCGCGGGAGGGUUCUAGUGCCAUCACGUGUCCGAAAAAGUUCACGUUGAUUUGGCGCGGCCCGCUCACGGUCCCGCCGACCCCUUCAGACGCUGGCAAGUUUCUCGGGGCAUUUGGGCAAACGUACAUGAGGAAACUUACCAUUGAUAAUUUCCAGAGAGAUAUUAUCAUUAUGAAUUUGAUCAGCCUAUUUAUAGCGUACAUAUCUAUUGUUCUCGAAGCCGAUGUCUGUAUUAUUCAAGAUGUAGGUACUUUGAAUUCACUCUUCAUACCACCCGAGUAUAUUCUCAGGAUUCCUCCUCCUGCACCAGGAGAGAAGGCAUGGUUUGAGAAGCUAGAUCCGCAUAUGACUCAAGAUCUUCUGAAUGAGAUGUCUCAAGAAUUUGCCAGCAUAUACAAGUCAUGCAGAGAAUGGUUGGCUCUCACGCGUUUCGUAGCAAAAGGGAUUGUUAAACCUUCGACGCCGAGCCCCAACCCGGCAAGAAGCCCCGCUGAGGAGAAGGAAAUACUGCCACCACCUCCCCCACCUCCUACAUUUCACAAAAAAGUAGAUUUAUCGGAGUAUAAGGUGAGGUACAGCUUGGUGCAAGGUUUUUGAAG